Molecule: messenger RNA, 3480 nt
Organism: Perognathus longimembris pacificus (Pacific pocket mouse)
Lineage: Eukaryota; Metazoa; Chordata; Mammalia; Rodentia; Heteromyidae
Gene: Tango6
Product: transport and golgi organization 6 homolog
Exons: 18
Coding region: 72-3359 (1095 amino acids)
Biological process (GO): protein secretion
Source: RefSeq, a predicted model, not a curated record
UAACAUGGCGGCGGCGCGUGCGCGUUAAGAAACGCCCGAAGAGGUCGCCAGCGCCACGUUCCCCUCUAGUCAUGGCCGCUGCGGUAGAGACUGUGGGCAGAGGCGCUGUGGAAACGUGCGGCCUGAACGAGAUCCUGGAAGCUUUAAAGCUGCUGCUGAGCCCGGGAGGAUCAGACUCAAGUUCACUACAGAUUACAAAACACGACGUCUUGUUGGCUACUUUCAGAUCUAACUUGUCGGCCUUGGAGAACAAGUUUCUGAAAGGCACUCAGUGGACAAAACUGAAGCUUCUAAGAGAUGCAGUGGCCAGUAAGGCAGAGUGGCCACAAGCCUCCGAGGACAUCACUUGGAGUUUUACUGCUCAGACCUUGUUGUUGCUGCUAUGCUUGAAGGAAACCAUGGUCUGCCUUGCUGCUGAUUUCAACCCUGGUAAACCCAAUCCUCGGACUGCAGAAGCUGCCCCUGCCCUGAGUCCCGAUACGCUUAGCAUCUCCCAGCAGAAGAUCGUCCAGUCUGCUUUGCAAUUUGUGGUCACCUUGGGUGUCUGCCCCUAUCUCAUCCCUGGUGUCGGAGUGCCUUUGAGAUGCAGGACUGAGUUUGGUGCGGUGGUUCAAGACGUGGUCUGUCCCGAUGCCUCCCCUCACACAGCCCGGAGACUGUACACCAGCUGCAGGGUCCUCCUAGACGUUGCUCAGCACGCAUCCUUGGGAGGCUUGAUUUUUGGCUGCCACUUUGGGGACAUCGCUGCAGGACUGUGCCAGCUGGGAUUCUGCCCAACAAAAAGAAAACCACCAACCCCUGAGGAAGAGGUUUUAACAGAAGAGGAAAGAGCCUUGUCUCGUAGGGCCUUGAGAGACAUGUUGGAUCAAGUGUAUCAACCAUUAGCAGUCCGAGAAUUACUUGUCCUCCAGGGAGGCCCUCCUCAGUCUGGCACAGAUUUGAAGACGCAGCUCAGGUGUUGUGCCCCAGCUUGGCUUCGGCGUCUUUGUGGGCAGCUGCUCUCUGAAAGGUUAAUGAGGCCCAAUGGCGUGCAGGCAGUAGUCCGGGGCAUCUUAGAAGGAGCAGGUGCAGGGGCAGCCGGGGGGAGUGAUGCUGAGGUAACAGCUGCUGACUGGAAGAAAUGUGACUUGAUUGCAAAGAUUUUGGCCUCCUGUCCCCAGCAGUCUCUUUCACCAGACAGUUACUACAAGCACAUCUGCCCCCAGAUUCUGGAUCUGUUUCAUUUUCAAGAUAAACUGACAGAGCGGCAGUUUCAGAGAGUUGCUACUACCACAUUCCUAACUCUGUCAAGAGAACAACCAGAACUGGCAGCAAAGUAUUUGCUUCCACCAUUGUUAGCUGCUUUGCACCGAUGCACAGAUUCAGCAGAGAUUCCAGAGAGUGACAUGGUACCGGGGACCAUUUUGGUGACAGAAGAAGAACUUAGUAGAUGUAUUGAGGAUGUGUUUAAGGUGUGCGUGGUGGGGAAUGAGCCUCUCCCGGUGUUGCUGGAUUCCCUGCUGCCCGUGCUGAGGGUGCUCUUUUCACUCUACUGUUUCACCAGGCAGGGUGUCUCUCACUUAAGGUCAUUGUGCCAAGACAUCUUAUUAUGGAUCCUGGGAAAGUUGGAAAGGACGGAAGCAAUUGCUAGCCUCAAAGGAUUUGCAGGAUUGGACAAAGCUGCGCCCUCUCUCCAUCCUCAGUGCCAGUUUAGAGCUGCCACCCGAGGUGGCAUUAUGAUUACCACCAAAGAAGCCACCAAUGAUGAGGAUGAAGAUGAAGCCUUGUACCAGAAGGUGUCUUCCGAGCAGAGCCAGGUGGAGCAUCUCGGGGACUUGCUGUCCCAUUGCCAGGAAUGUGGUUUGGCAGGGGACUUCUUCAUCUUCUGCUUGAAGGAAUUGACUCAUCUAGCUGUGGAAAAUGAGGUAGAGGUAAAAGCUGAGUCUUUCUCCAGCAUAAGUCUCUUGGAGUUGGAGCAAAAGCACACUCUUCUUGUGGAAAGUCAAGAGCAGAAGCUGGUGGUCCUGCAGUUGCUGGCUGUUCUGUGUGAGAGAAUGUCUGAGCAGAUAUUCACAAACAUCACUCAGGUCGUGGACUUUGUCGCAGCAACACUUCAGAGAUCAUGUGUAAACUUAGCCCACGAGGCAGAGAGCACUGUGGAAUCACAGACGCUGAGCAUGGCCAUGGGACUGGUGGCUGUCAUGCUCGGAGGGGCUGUUCAGUUGAAGUCAAGUGAUUUUGCAGUCCUGAAGCAGUUGCUCCCUCUAUUGGAGAAGGUUUCCAACACAUACCCUGACCCUGUCAUCCAGGAACUUGCUACUGAUCUCCGUAUCACCAUCUCUACCCAUGGAGCCUUUGCCACUGAGUCUGUCAGUGUGGCUGCCCAAAGCACCCUGAAAAGAAAAGAUCCAGAAGGGAAAAUAGAAGAGCAGCAAAAAACCAGUCAUGACAGACACACAGGAGUAUCUCAGAGCCACCUGGAACAACAGCAAAACCAUGAGAAAUCCCCCCAAAUAGGCCAGGAGUGUAACGCUCCAUUCAUUCCUAAAGAAAACAUCAAGCCCAUCACUACCACAGACAGGAAAUCAGGAAGCAUCACCACAGAACAGCUCCAAGAGGUUCUUUUGUCCGCUUAUGACCCUCAGAUUCCAACUCGGGCCGCUGCCCUGCGAACACUUUCCCAGUGGAUAGAACAAAGAGAAGCAAAAGCCCUUGAGAGGCAAGAGAAGCUUCUCCAGAUAUUCUUGGAGAACUUGGAACAUGAGGACACUUUUGUGUAUCUCUCUGCAAUUCAGGGGGUUGCCCUGCUUUCGGAUGUGUACCCUGAGAAAAUCUUGGUUGACCUGUUGGCCCAAUAUGACAGCGGCAAAGACAGACAUACACCAGAGACCAGGAUGAAAGUUGGGGAAGUCCUGAUGCGAAUUGUCAGAGCAUUAGGGGACAUGGUCUCAAAGUACCGAGAGCCUUUGAUCCAUACCUUCUUGAGGGGUGCAAGAGACCCAGAUAGUACACACAGAGCCAGCAGCUUAGCCAACCUGGGAGAAUUGUGCCAACGCCUGGACUUCCUGCUCGGCCCCGUGGUCCAUGAGGUGACAGCUUGCCUGAUUGCUGUGGCUAAAACAGACGGUGACGUUCAAGUGCGCAGAGCUGCCAUCCAUGUGAUUGUGCUGCUGCUUCGGGGCCUCAGCCAGAAAGCUACUGAAGUGCUCAGGGACGUCCUCAAGGAUCUCUACCAUCUGCUGAAGCACGUGGUACGUUCAGAGCCUGAUGAUGUGGCCAAGCUCCAUGCCCAGCUGGCCCUGGAGGAGCUGGAUGAGAUCAUGAGAAACUUCCUGUUCCCACCCCAGAAGCUGGAGAAGAAGAUUGUGGUCUUGCCAUAGACCUGGCUCUGGAGGAGGCAGUGGAACCCUGCAAACCAAGCAGUGCUCGUGCCUUCCAGAAGGCGGCAAGCGGCCUCUUGUAAGCUGGCAAGAUGGCAGACCCUAAGGUGGCUUCAUGGCA